This is a messenger RNA of Neomonachus schauinslandi (Hawaiian monk seal), 1446 nucleotides long. RefSeq names its product thioredoxin domain containing 12 (gene TXNDC12). The record is from RefSeq and is a predicted model, not a curated record. The transcript has 7 exons. NCBI's taxonomy places the organism in Eukaryota, Metazoa, Chordata, Mammalia, Carnivora, Phocidae. The coding region runs from base 151 to 669 and encodes 172 amino acids. Gene Ontology annotation, cellular component: endoplasmic reticulum.
CUUCCUCCAGUGUUACGGGGGGGGGGGGGGGCGGAAUCUGGGAAUGCGAGGGGUUGGGCUGAGCCGCACUUGGGGAACGGCGCGGACCUUGUGCUAGGGCUCUGGCCGUCCUCCGCCUGCUCAGCCCAGUGGCCCCGUGCAUCUACCACCAUGGAGCUGCGGUCUCAUCUCGGGGCCACCUGUUUGCUGGGCUUCAGUUUCCUGCUUCUCGUCACCUCUUCUGCUGGACAUAUUGGGCUUGGAAAGGGUUUUGGAGAUCACAUUCAUUGGAGGACACUAGAAGAUGGGAAGAAGGAAGCAGCUGCCAGUGGCUUGCCUCUGAUGGUGAUUAUCCACAAGUCCUGGUGUGGAGCUUGCAAAGCUUUAAAGCCCAAAUUUGCUGAAUCUACAGAAAUUUCAGAACUUUCCCAUAAUUUUGUUAUGGUGAACCUUGAGGAUGAAGAGGAGCCCAAGGAUGAAGAUUUCAGUCCUGAUGGGGGUUAUAUUCCGCGAAUCCUUUUCCUGGAUCCCAGUGGCAAGGUGCAUCCUGAAAUCAUCAAUGAGAAUGGAAACCCCAGCUACAAGUAUUUCUACAUCAGUGCCGAACAAGUUGUUCAGGGGAUGAAGGAAGCUCAGGAGAGGCUGACGGGGGAUGCCUUCAGAGAGAAACAUCUUGAAGAUGAGUUGUAACAUGAAUAUAUCCCUUCUUUCAUCAGAGUUAGUGUUCUGGAAGGAAAGCAGCAGGGGAGGGAAUAUUGAGGAAUCGCUCAGAACAAUUAAACCAACCAGGAAACCUUGCUCCUGCCUACAUGGGGAGGAGCGCUCUCACUGUGGAAGACUUCUGCUGACAGGAGCUGGUCUCCACGUUUGUGGAUCCAGUGGAGCACAGCAAACUUCCUUCUCCUGCCCCCUCCUAGAUGUCUGUUUGUCAUGGAAUGUAAAGAAUGACAGCUUUUGACACAAAACUUGAGCCAUUUGGAGGUGUACUCCUCACACUUCAAUAUUUGAAUCUUUUUCCGUUUCCUCCCGCUUUAUUCACCUUGGUGGUGAAAGGAGACCAGUAGCAUCUUUUCUACAGUAUUAAAAUUGCAGAAAUAGUUUAUCAUUUAAAAAAACAAACUUAAAUGUAAAUCAGAAAUUCUACCCCCGUCGAGGAGACCAGCCUGUUUCUUCUCCCUUUCUCCUGGGAAUAAUCUUGGGCUUCUUCCUGAAUCCCGGCAACUUCCAUCCUCUUCUGCUUGGGCUUCCCUGUUCGCACGCAUGUGUAUGCAGGAGUGGCUGUGUGUUUGGACUCAGCCCCAGCUGGAAGCAUGCUUUUCCCUGUUACUAUUACAGAAACAGAAACCUUCAAGCCCUAGGUGGAGCCAGUUUUGUCAAGUCGUCAACUGUAUUUUUGUACUGAGGUUACCAAAAAAAUUUACAAAUAUUAAUUGUUCCUUUAAACUUUAAUAAAACUUUGAAAGGAAA